AUGAGGCGCGCAGGCCUGGGUGAAGGUGGCCCUCCUGGCAGCUAUGGGAACUAUGGCUAUGCUAACAGUGGGUAUAGCGCCUGCGAAGAAGAGAAUGACAGGCUCACUGAGAGUCUGAGACACAAAGUAACGGCUAUAAAAUCUCUUUCCAUUGAGAUAGGCCAUGAAGUUAAAACUCAAAAUAAAUUAUUAGCUGAAAUGGAUUCACAAUUUGAUUCUACAACUGGAUUUCUAGGUAGAACUAUGGAAAAACUGAAGAUUUUAUCCAGAGGGAGCCAAACAAAGCUGAUGUGCUAUAUGAUGCUGUUCUCACUGUUUGUCUUUUUUGUCAUUUAUUGGAUUAUUAAACUGAGGUGA
Pipistrellus nathusii (Nathusius's pipistrelle) is the source of this 357-nucleotide messenger RNA. The record is from the annotation of a GenBank genome assembly. Lineage: Eukaryota; Metazoa; Chordata; Mammalia; Chiroptera; Vespertilionidae.